Oppiella nova is the source of this 2382-nucleotide messenger RNA. The record is from the annotation of a GenBank genome assembly. NCBI's taxonomy places the organism in Eukaryota, Metazoa, Arthropoda, Arachnida, Sarcoptiformes, Oppiidae.
AUGGUCAAAUCUAAUCGUUUGAAAUCGAUUUUACGUAAUUUCCUCAACGACUUCGAGAGACUUGAGUGCAGACAUCGACUGAGUGAUGACACCAACGAUGAGUGCAUCGAUGAGUACCGCAAAGAGUUUCAAACACUCAAAGACCUGACCGAAUCGCUGAAGACUGAUCCCAACUGCGGAUCAGUUGAGGGCGAGAAUGACGUGAAUCGACGCAAAAACAGAUACAAAGAUAUUCUUCCGUAUGAUCACAGCCGUGUCAUUCUGGAGGAAUACCCGGGUGUUCCCGGAUCUGACUAUAUGAACGCCAAUUACGUGAAGGGCUCGUCGGGCUGUGCGCGCACUUACAUCGCCAGUCAGGGACCGCUUCCCAACACUUUGGUUGACUUCUGGAGAAUGAUUUGGGAGUCCGAUGUGACCGUCAUUGUGAUGGCCUGUAAUGAGAGGGAGUCCGGCAAAUACAAGUGCGAGUCCUACUGGCCUCAGGACAACGAUGACCCCCAACAGUACGGCAACAUCACUGUGCAAUUAGUGAAGUGGCGUCAGGUGUGCCCCGACUUUCUGGUCCGCACUCUCAAAGUGAAAGCCGACUCCAUAGAGCGCACGGUCUGUCAGUUCCACUACCAGACGUGGCCCGACCACGGAGUGCCCAACUCUGUGCACCCGAUCCUCGAGUUGGUGCGACUCAUGCUUAUGGUCAAAUCAAAUCGUUUGAAAUCCAUUUUACGUCAUUUCCUCAACGACUUCGAGAGACUUGAGUGCAGACAUCGACUGAGUGAUGACACCAAUGAUGAGUGCAUCGAUGAGUACCGCAAAGAGUUUCAAACACUCAAAGACCUGACGGAAUCGCUGAAGACUGAUCCCAACUGCGGAUCAGUUGAGGGCGAGAAUGACGUGAAUCGACGCAAAAACAGAUACAAAGAUAUUCUUCCGUAUGAUCACAGCCGUGUCAUUCUGGAGGAAUACCCGGGUGUCCCCGGAUCUGACUAUAUGAACGCCAAUUACGUGAAGGGCUCGUCGGGCUGUGCGCGCACUUACAUCGCCAGUCAGGGACCGCUUCCCAACACUUUGGUUGACUUCUGGAGAAUGAUUUGGGAGUCCGAUGUGACCGUCAUUGUGAUGGCCUGUAAUGAGAGGGAGUCCGGCAAAUACAAGUGCGAGUCCUACUGGCCUCAGGACAACGAUGACCCCCAACAGUACGGCAACAUCACUGUGCAAUUAGUGAAGUGGCGUCAGGUGUGCCCCGACUUUCUGGUCCGCACUCUCAAAGUGAAAGCCGACUCCAUAGAGCGCACGGUCUGUCAGUUCCACUACCAGACGUGGCCCGACCACGGAGUGCCCAACUCUGUGCACCCGAUCCUCGAGUUGGUGCGACUCAUGCGUGACGUCCAGAUUUCAGAGACCCGUCCAAUACUGAUCCACUGCAGCGCCGGCUGCGGGCGAACCGGAACUCUAUGUAGUAUUGAUUACGUUUGGGCUCUUCUCAGGACCGGAAAACUUCGAGAAGAUUUCAGUCUGUAUUCCAUAAUACGAGAGAUGAGGAGACAGAGGAUAGCAAUGGUGCAGACAUUAGAGCAAUACAUGCUGUGCUAUAAGGCUGUGGCCACACUCUUUGAACAACAGCUCAAAAUGAUUGAUUCGCACACUUAUGAGAACAUCGAUGGCGAUGGAGAGCCUCUCAUGAGGCGCCAGUUGCUCAGGGAGUCUGCCGACCAACACAUAGCGAUCGCUACAAUCGCUCCGCAAACUGAUCACUCGCUUCCUCAGACCGAUAAUACAAAGAGUAAACAUAUCCCCGAAUCCAUACUGCCUUCCCUUCCCAACAGUCCGUCCAGUGUUGGCGAUGAAGUGCGACACGAGAGGCUUAUAGGAAAGGCAACUGUCAUACGGCGCCCAAGUAUUGCCAAACUUAAAGCUAUAUUCGAAAAUCAAAACGUGAUCUCAACAGAGGGUCCUAUAGUGAGGUCCCGUUCCACGAGUUCUUCACUGAAUAGAAGUCAAAGUAUCAAAGAAAGGAUCAGAAACACGAAAUCCAUGAUUGAAAGCAACGAUCAUGUGUUUAAUGGUAACCAAAGACAUGAAAUGUCGAUCGGUUUAGACGAGGGAUUGCGCGCUAAUCACUCGGACCUACAGUUCAGACAGGAUUCGUGUCUCAAAGAGACUACUUAUGGAGAAUGCAAUCCACAGAUCAAUGCAAUGAAUCGUUUAAACGAAAACUCUGCACAAAUGCUGCAAACAAAUCACUUCAACGGUUCAGUUAUGGAAUCGUUUGCCAUAUUAAGCGAACAAAAACUACUUGAAAAUCAUCAACAAUUGCAACAAGAGAUUCGUCAACACAUCCAACAAAAACAACUCCAAUCCGUGCCAUCAGUUCAGUCAUCGCAA